GUGCACGACGUGUGCCCCCUGUCGGGGUUCCCCGUGGCCAUGCUGCCCUACCCGCCCUCUGCGCCUGGACCCCCCGCAGAGCUCCCCCGUCUUCGUCGACAGCCAGUACCUCGUGCUGCGCGUCCUGGCCUCCUGGGACUUCGGCGUGCUGGGGCGGGCCCUGGACGCCGCCGACGUCUGCGCGCUCGACGGGCACAUGCAGAAGUGCAAGCUCGGGCCGUGGCGGCUCGGGAAGGCCCUGCGGCUGAGCGCGGAGGGCCGCCUGGCCGACCUGGCGGACCUGCGCGCCAAGGCCCGCCGGAAGCUCGACGCGCUGCGGCACAUCCAGCGGUCGCGGCUGGGCCAGGGCGCGCCGCAG
Prorocentrum cordatum is the source of this 358-nucleotide messenger RNA. The record is from the annotation of a GenBank genome assembly. Lineage: Eukaryota; Dinophyceae; Prorocentrales; Prorocentraceae.